Messenger RNA from Pelodiscus sinensis (Chinese soft-shelled turtle), 5023 nucleotides. Lineage: Eukaryota; Metazoa; Chordata; Testudines; Trionychidae. The record is from RefSeq and is a predicted model, not a curated record.
ACAAAGUGUAGUAAGAUUUCUACCUCUUCUGCUUUGUGGAGAAUUCACAGUAAUUCUGUUUACCUUCAUAGAACAGUGUGCAUGCAUGAAUGUGAUCUUACUUUGAAGUCAUAAUGAGACAAUAUUUCUUUAACCAUCUUUUUCCUUGUUUUUAGAUACCCAAACCCCUGUAGUAUCGUUUGUGUGUCAUCACAAAGUCUUAAGCGUUUUUAUUAGACUGCAGAUUCUCAUCUUUUAGUUCUCCAUCCAAAAUGAUACCUUGUGGACCAGUUCUGUCAUUUGUUCGGUGUCUGUUGAGAAGAAAAGUUGUCAGUGUGGACAGUCUUGAAGAUUCCAAAUUAUGCCGAUGUUUAUCCACUGUGGACCUUAUUGCUCUGGGCGUAGGAAGUACUCUUGGCGCUGGUGUUUAUGUACUUGCUGGAGAAGUCGCAAAAGCAGAUUCUGGACCUAGUAUUGUUAUUUCUUUCCUCAUUGCUGCCUUGGCAUCUGUGAUGGCAGGUCUUUGUUAUGCUGAGUUUGGUGCUCGAGUUCCCAAGACUGGUUCUGCAUAUUUGUAUACUUAUGUAACUGUUGGUGAACUGUGGGCUUUUAUCACUGGCUGGAAUCUCAUUUUAUCAUAUGUUAUAGGUACAUCUAGUGUAGCAAGAGCAUGGAGUGGUACCUUUGAUGAACUCCUUGGAAAACAAAUUGGCCAUUUUUUCAGAACCUACUUCAGAAUGGACUUUUCUGGUUUAGCAGAGUAUCCAGACUUUUUUGCAGUAUGCCUUAUAUUGCUUCUGGCAGGUCUUCUGUCUUUUGGAGUGAAAGAAUCUGCAUGGGUGAAUAAGAUUUUCACUGCUGUUAACAUCUUGGUUCUCCUCUUUGUUAUGAUUUCUGGCUUUGUGAAAGGAGAUGUUAACAACUGGAAAAUAAGCGAAGAAUCUCUCAUAAACCUCACAGCACAAACAGAAAAUUAUUCUUCCUGGAUAAACGUCACAAGCAUAUUUGGGGUUGGUGGCUUUAUGCCAUAUGGCUUUUCAGGAACAUUGGCUGGUGCUGCAACAUGUUUUUAUGCCUUUGUGGGAUUUGAUUGCAUUGCAACAACAGGGGAAGAAGUCAGGAAUCCUCAGAAAGCUAUACCUAUUGGAAUUGUGACUUCUCUGCUUGUCUGUUUUAUGGCCUAUUUUGGUGUUUCGGCAGCUUUGACUCUUAUGAUGCCAUACUAUCUUCUAGAUGAGAAAAGUCCUCUUCCUGUAGCAUUUGAAUAUGUUGGAUGGGGUCCUGCAAAGUAUCUUGUAGCAGUGGGGUCCCUCUGUGCGUUGUCUACAAGUCUUCUUGGAUCCAUUUUCCCAAUGCCACGUGUAAUCUAUGCUAUGGCGGAAGAUGGGUUGCUUUUCAAAUGUCUAGCUCAAAUCAAUUCCAAAACGAAGACUCCAGUUAUUGCUACUUUGUCAUCGGGUGCUGUAGCAGCUAUAAUGGCAUUUCUUUUUGACCUAAAGGCUCUGGUGGAUAUGAUGUCUAUUGGUACACUUCUUGCUUACUCACUCGUAGCAGCCUGUGUUCUCAUCCUCAGGUACCAACCCAAUUUAGCCUAUGAGCAACCAAAAUAUUCUCCAGAGAAAGAGGCUCUGACAGGAUCAGAAAGGGAAACUACAAUGACUGAAUCUCAAAUUAGUAUGCUUCAAGGGCAGCGCUUCAGUCUUCAGACACUAAUGAAUCCAUCCAGCUUGCCUACAGAGCAGUCUGCUACUACUGUUAGUUUUCUGGUGGGUCUAUUAGCCUUUCUGGUGUGUGGGUUGAGUGUUCUGACCACAUAUGGGAUUCAUUUUAUUGCUAAUAUGGAGCCUUGGAGCAUUGGCCUUCUUGCUGUAUUGGUAGUACUCUUCAUAGUCAUAGUUCUCACCAUAUGGAGGCAGCCCCAGAGCCAGCAGAAAGUGGCCUUUAUGGUUCCAUUCUUGCCAUUUUUGCCAUCAUUCAGUAUCUUGGUGAAUAUUUACUUGAUGGUACAGUUAAGCGGAGACACUUGGAUCAGAUUUAGCUUCUGGAUGGCUUUAGGCUUUAUUAUUUACUUUGCAUAUGGUAUCAGACACAGUCUUGAAGGUCAUCCUAGAGAUGAGGAAGAUGACGAUACUUACUCAGAAAACAGUGGAAUGCAGGAAAAGAUCCCUGUGGAAGAAGCAGAUGAACAUGCAAAUGAAAAUGCUCAGUUUAUUACACAUGAAAGGACAAGUGAAUGUUAAUGUCUUCAAGCAACCUUAACAUGCAUGUUUCUUUAGUAAACUAUGAUCGAAUGUAGUUGCUGAAUGAAAUAGUCUAAAGGUAGCUGCCAGCAGAUUAACAAUAAUUUAUAUUCAUGCAUCUUGAAAGUCUCUACUACAAAGUGUGACUGACGUGUUGGACUAGCUGCUAAUCCCUGUUGAAUACUUCAGAUCCGGUAACACAAAGACUUUCUUCAGUGAUAGAUUGAUAUUCCUGGUAGGAACAUAAAAGAAGAUGAGGGCACGGACAUGUUUCCAAAUAGAUAACUAUACCUUUUGCUAUAUUAAAAUUUAGGAGUGUUUUGUUUGUACGAUUAUAUUCAAUUAAUCAGUAAUCACAAAGUAUUAAUAAUUUAACAACUGCCUAAAAAAGAGGGACAUUUUAUAUUGUAUGAGGAAAGCAAGUGCUUUUCAUACAGUCUUCUUAUCCCUGUUUGUUAAAAUACGUUGUCAUUAUCUGAGAUGGUAUAAUGAAUAACAAAAAGUGACCUUACUCUUUGAUCAUUAAAAUAUGAAUGCAUUCUUAUAUCUUUACAGGGAACUAACAGGAGAUAAAUUGGGAGUAGGCCUACAGCAGUGAUUUUCAACCUUGUGGAUCUGCAGACAAUGUCAAAAGGGUUCGUGAAAGGUGACUAUGAAUAUAAGUUUUAGAUCUCAGCGAAGGCAUUCCAUUUUUCAGAUUAAUCAAAAGCAUGUGAUUAUACCGACCUACAGGUCAAAACCUGGAAGUGUUGUCAUUAUCAUAGAAGCUCAAAGUGCAGCAAAUGCUGUGCCGAGCAUGUGCAACACUUAUACCUGAAUUUUGUUCAGACAGUAUUCAGUAUAGAACUUCUAUGGUAGGUGUCUGCACACCACAUGUUGAAUUUCUAAAGGGGUCCACACCUCCAUUCCAAAUUUUUAGGGGUUUGCAAAUGGAAAAAAGGUUGAAAAACACUGGUUUACAGAAUAUUCUGCAAAAUAUGUUUACAGAAGGUAAAUAGCACAAAUUAGACAAGUAGAGUACAAUAUAGCUAUAUCAAAGUAGCAAGGAGAUGUUCAAUUAUCCUUACUAUUAAGUAGAUAUGCAUAAUUCAGUCUAUGAAAAUGUUUGAGCAAUGAUACACUGUAGGAACAGUAUUCCAGAAUAUUAUUUUGUUUCAUAGAAAGUCACAUCUGAUUUUUUUUUCCCUUUCAAAGUUACUGUAGGUGUUAAAGGAAAAUUCGAAAGCAGACCUGUUGUUAUUUGCCAGUAAAUCAACUGGGGCAUAGUAGUACUUAAUAGGGUGAAAUCCUGGCACUAUUGAAUUCAGUAGGAAUAUAUGUAAUUAUUAGUACUCAAUGUAUAGCACUGCUAACGCUUUCUUCAGCUAAACUCCCUUUUCCUCCUUUUCUAUCAUAUACAUCUUAGGGAUGGAGGGGAGUUUCUAUCUCAUACAUUGUUUCUUGAUAAGAAACAAAUUACUAUGGUACUAGAAUUCCUUGCACAGAAGGUGGGCAUAUAGGGAGGCAAAGCUUUUGUUUAACUAAAUGUAUUUUCAGCCCUGACACUGUAUCUUCAGGGAUGACAGGGUUUAAAAGAUAUUUUGAUGGUAUUCUUUUCAAUAUAAAAGCAAAGGGUUGUUACCUUUGUGUACCUCAAAAGUACACAAUCAUUUAAAUAUUUUAGUUGGUUUAGGCUUAUAUAGUUGAGAAGUAUCACUGUGAAUUAGGAUGUGGAGCUAUUUUGCCCAAAAUGUCUGCUAUUGAUUAAAAAUAAGUUCCCAAUAAUAAGCAAAAGACAUUCAGAAUGCUUCCACUGACUAAAGGAAAUAGACAAUCCUACAAUCUAAAGGACAAUAUUGCUGAAGCACAUUGUGCUGGUAGCUUUCUCCUUUGUUCACUAUAAGUAGAGCCUUGUGCAGAUCCAAAAUUUCUAUCUGCAUCCGAAACUGCAAAAAUGAGCUGAGGAGAGUGGCAUCCAUACCCACGGAUGAAGAAAUCCAUGGCUAUGAAGUGGAUAUCCAUGGAUUUGCACGGCUCUAACUAGAAGACAAGACCCAGUGAACACAAUUUUGACAGCUAUCUUCAAAGAUUUAUGUUGUCCAAUACUAAGCAUCAAUACUUUAUACUUCUACAAGAUCUAGACUUUCAUAGAGAAGGUAUAAAGCCAUUAUCUCUAUCAGCAGCAUUGGAUUCUUGCUACUUUUUAGAUAUAAAAGUACAUUCCAAUGUAAGCAGCAGCUAAUAUGCACAAACCUCUGUCAACACAAAAAUAUAAAAGUUUCUUGGCACAGAACCAGAAAUGUAUUCAUACCAUACAGGAGAAUGGAUUCUUAAUGUUCAACUUUUUCCUAUACUCUUCAUUUUGAAUUGAAUUGUGGACAUCUUGCAGCACCUGCAAUUGAAGGAUGGGUAGAUUUGUGCUGUUGCGCCAGUGGCCCCUACUGGGCAUUAACGAGAGGUGACACACUGGAAAGAACACUCCCUUUUUUCUUUGAAUGGAAGGUACUUGGUUACCUACUGUGCCCCAGUGACAUUUCCAGAAAGCAAUUCCUGGAAGGCCAGAGCCCUGUUAGCUACCUGUAUCUCUGUGAGAGAAGCAUGUGAAAAGGAGCAAUACCUUCCUCUUACUGACACUGUGGAUAAAUCAUGAGAAUGGCCAUACUGGGUCAGACUAAAGUUUCAUCUAGUUCCAUAUCCUGUCUCCCAGCAGUGGCCCAUGCCAGGUUCCCCAGAGGAAAUGAACAUAAGAAUGGCCAUACUGGAUUAGACCAAAGGUCCAUCUAGUCCAGUAUCCUAUCUGUCAACAGUGGCCAAUGUCAGAUGCC